Molecule: messenger RNA, 1245 nt
Organism: Phacochoerus africanus (Common warthog)
Lineage: Eukaryota; Metazoa; Chordata; Mammalia; Artiodactyla; Suidae
Product: NADH-cytochrome b5 reductase 1
Cellular component (GO): mitochondrion
Molecular function (GO): FAD binding; oxidoreductase activity
Source: RefSeq, a predicted model, not a curated record
CUCCGCCCUCUGGACAUGCCCCCUGCCCGCCCCGCGGCGCAUUGUGGGAUCUGCAGGCCGGCUGCGCGGUGGAGGUCGCGGUUCUCCAUCAUGGGGUUCCAGCCUAGUGCAGUCCUGCUGGCUUCCCUGGGGGUGGGGCUGCUGAGUCUGCUUGGCCUAGCUCUGGGCUACCUCCUGCGGACAUCCCGCCGGCCGCUGGUCACGCUCCUGGACCCCAAUGAAAAGUACCUGCUGCGACUGUUAGAUAAAACGACCGUGAACCACAACACUAAGAAGUUCCGCUUUGCCCUGCCCACCGCCCACCACGUUCUGGGGCUGCCUGUGGGCAAACAUGUCUACCUCUCUGCCCGCAUCGAUGGCAGUCUUGUCAUCAGGCCCUACACUCCCAUCACCAGGGAUGAGGACCAAGGCUACGUGGAUCUUGUCAUCAAGGUCUACCUGAAGGGCGUGCACCCCAAAUUUCCUGAGGGAGGAAAGAUGUCUCAGUACCUGAAUAGCCUGAAGCUUGGGGAUGUGGUGGAGUUUCGAGGGCCCAGUGGGUUGCUCACUUACACCGGGAAAGGAAAGUUCAGCAAUCAGCCCAACAAGAAAUCUCCGCCGGAACCCCGAGUGGCCAGGAAACUGGGAAUGAUUGCCAGAGGCACAGGGAUCACCCCGAUGCUGCAACUGAUUUGGGCCAUCCUGAAAGACCCAGAAGAUCCAACCCAGUGCUUUCUGCUUUUUGCCAACCAGACCGAAAAGGACAUAAUCUUACGGGAGGACUUGGAGGAGCUGCAGGCACGACACCCCAGUCAGUUUAAGCUCUGGUUCACUCUGGAUCAGCCCCCAGAAGAUUGGACCUACAGCAAGGGUUUUGUGUCUGCCGACAUGAUCCGGGAGCACCUGCCUGCCCCAGCAGAGGAUGUGUUGCUGCUGCUGUGUGGGCCACCCCCCAUGGUGCAGCUGGCCUGCCACCCCAACCUAGACAAACUGGGCUACUCGCAGAAGAUGCGCUUCACCUACUGAACUCCGCGUGUGUGGCUGAAGUGGAGCAGACUUGCAGAGAAAAUCUUCUCAAGAUCACAGGAAAGGAGGAAAUGGCUUCAUUCAGACCUCGGAGAAAGGAAUCUAAACUCUGUAUUUGCGUGUCUGUCUCCCUCUGCCCCUCUGGUAGAAAGGGGCCACCUACAGUCUAAGACUGCUGCUGGGGCAAAAACCUCUGCUUAUGCUAAUAAAUGGGGCUAAGGUCCCUGUGUUAACACCUAA